Molecule: messenger RNA, 2306 nt
Organism: Hevea brasiliensis (rubber tree)
Lineage: Eukaryota; Viridiplantae; Streptophyta; Magnoliopsida; Malpighiales; Euphorbiaceae
Product: indole-3-acetic acid-amido synthetase GH3.10
Exons: 4
Coding region: 379-2184 (601 amino acids)
Cellular component (GO): cytoplasm
Molecular function (GO): acid-amino acid ligase activity
Source: RefSeq, a predicted model, not a curated record
AUAAAAGAUUUGAUAAAACCAUAUCUUGUGGCCUAGAAACCAUCGUACCAUGCCAAGAUGGGAGCUUAAUGCAAAUAUUAGGUAGAAUGAAGACUUAAAUUUAAAUCUAUUAAGCGAGUUAUAUUCGUUUAGUUAUUGAAUCAAAUUAGAUUAGGCUUUUUGGGUUAGGUCUACAACAAAGGAAGGAUAUUUCAAUAUGUGUGGAUUCUCCUCUAUGCAUUAUAUGAGAAAAGGCAGUGAGUAGAGAACUAGAGACAGACAGAAGACCCCCCACUUCCGCUUGCAUUAUUGCCACCCACUACAACUAUUGUGAUACAACGACAACUACUGCUUCAGCAAAAGCCAAUUAAAGCUAGCUAGCUAGCUUCCACCAUCUUAAUGGAACCAGCAGCUGCUUCUUUGAGUAUUGAAACCAAUGGAAGCCAUGGAUACGAUGUCGACAUUAUUGCUUGGUUCGACCAUGUGUCAGAGAAAGCUGGCCUUGUUCAGACGGAGACUCUUCGCCGGAUUCUUGAACUCAACUGGGGUGUGGAAUAUCUCAAGAAAUGGUUAGGGGACAUCAAAAUCCAAGAUAUGGAUGCAUGUGCAUUGGAAUCUCUCUACACCUCUUUGGUGCCUCUUGCCUCCCAUGCAGAUUUGGAGCCUUAUAUUCAGAGAAUUGCAGAUGGGGACACAACUCCUCUACUCACUCAACAACCAAUAACCACUCUCUCUUUAAGCUCUGGAACCACAGAAGGGAGACAGAAGUUUGUUCCCUUCACUCGCCAUAGCUCCCAGACAACUCUUAAUAUUUUUAGCUUGGCAGCUGCUUACAGAUCAAGGGUCUAUCCGAUAAGGGAAGGAGGGAAGAUCCUAGAGUUGAUAUACAGCAGCAAACAGUUCAAAACGAAAGGAGGUUUAACAGUGGGAACAGCUACAACCCACUACUAUGCAAGUGAAGAGUUCAAGAUCAAGCAAGAAAAAACCAAGUCCUUCACAUGUAGCCCAGCAGAAGUCAUUUCUGGUGGAGACUACAAGCAAUCCACUUAUUGCCAUCUUCUUCUUGGUCUCUUCUUCUGUGAUCAAGUAGAGUUCAUAACCUCCACUUUUGCCUAUAGCAUAGUACAAGCCUUUGGAGCAUUUGAAGAGAUGUGGAAAGAGAUUUGCAAUGACAUUAAAGAAGGAAGUUUAAGUACAAGAAUCACCUUGCCUAAGAUGAGGACAUCUGUGUUGGAUAUCAUCUCAUCAUCUCCUAACCCAAGCUUAGCUUCAAGAAUUGAAGAAAACUGCAAGAAGCUAGAAAAUCUGGACUGGGUUGGUCUGAUUCCUAAAUUGUGGCCUAAUGCCAAGUAUGUAUACUCUAUAAUGACAGGGUCCAUGCAACCUUACAUGAAAAAACUAAGGCAUUAUGCUGGGGGUAUACCAUUAGUGAGCGCUGAUUAUGGAUCCACAGAGAGUUGGAUUGGGGUUAAUGUGGAUCCCUCUUUACCUCCAGAGAAUGUUACUUUUGCAGUAAUACCCACUUUUUCUUAUUUUGAGUUCAUGCCACUUUAUAGACAGAAUCAAGAUUUCAGUACAGCCAUUGAUGACUUCAUAGAAGAUGAGCCGGUUCCACUCUCUAAAGUUAAAGUUGGACAAGAGUAUGAGAUUGUUCUCACUACUUUUACUGGGCUUUAUAGAUGCAGAUUAGGAGAUGUAGUGGAAGUGGCUGGUUUCCACAAAGGGACCCCCAAACUGAACUUUAUAUGCAGGAGAAAGCUAAUACUAACAGUGAACAUUGACAAGAAUACUGAAAAGGACCUUCAACAAGUGGUGGAGAGGGGGUCUCAGCUACUGAACAAGGCUAGAGCAGAGCUUGUAGAUUUUACUAGCCAUGCUGAUGUGGUGAACCAACCUGGUCACUACGUAAUUUACUGGGAAAUCAAAGGAGAGGUAGAGGAGGGUGUUCUUAGAGAGUGUUGCAGAGAAAUGGAUGCUUCUUUUGUUGAUCAUGGUUAUGUGGUUUCAAGAAAAGCACAUUCAAUCGGACCACUAGAGCUUUGCAUUGUGGAAAGAGGAACUUUCAAGAAAAUCUUGGAUUAUUUCGUAGGAAAUGGCGCUGCACUUAGCCAAUUCAAGACUCCUAGGUGCACUAGCAACCAGGUCCUCCUCAGUAUUCUCAAUAUGUGUGCCAUUAAAAGGUUUAGCAGCACUGCAUAUGCCUAAAAAAAAUCCAAGUUUUUUUUUUUUUUUUUUUCCUUUCAUGGAUAUGACUUCUCAAUUAAUACUUUAUACAUAUAGUCGAAUACAUAUCUCGUAAUGAAAGAAAUCACUAUUCAAAUCCCUAA